This is a messenger RNA of Brenthis ino (lesser marbled fritillary), 792 nucleotides long. The record is from the annotation of a GenBank genome assembly. Lineage: Eukaryota; Metazoa; Arthropoda; Insecta; Lepidoptera; Nymphalidae.
AUGGUUCAAGGAGAACAUCCAAUCGACAAACUGGCAGACGAUGCGCUUCAAGCCGCCGCCGCCCAACUCGAGCAUCGGCUGGCGCGUGGAGUUCCGCCCGUGCGAGGCACAGCUCACGGACUUCGAGAACGCCGCCUACGUGUGCUUCGUGGUGCUGCUCACGCGCGUCAUCCUCUCCUACAAGCUCAACUUCGUGAUGCCCAUCAGCAAGGUGAGUCCCGAGGAGGAGUAGCAAGGAGGAGCGUAGUGUGGCGCAGUCUGACGCGGUGUGGUGGUGCGCAGGUGGACGAGAACAUGCUGCGCGCGCAGCGGCGCGGCGCGUGCACGCAGCAGCGCUUCUGGUGGCGGCGCGACGUGGGCGCGCCCGGCGACGUGGCGCCGCACGCGCCCGACGCGCGCGACCAGUACCUCGAGCUGACCGUGCACGAGAUCGUCAGCGGCAAGGAGGGCGUGUUCCCGGGCCUCAUCCCGCUCAUCGAGUCCUACCUGUCCGGCAUGGACGUGGACGCGGACACGCACUGCACCGUGCAGCAGUACCUCAAGCUCAUCCAGCGCCGCGCCGCCGGCGAGAUCGCCACCAUGGCCACCUGGAUGCGCGAGUUCGUCACCGCCCACCCGGACUACAGGAGAGACUCGGUGGUGACGGAGAGGAUCAACUACGACCUGCUCAAGACCGCGCACGGCAUCCAGACAGGCGCAGUCCCCGCGCCGCGGCUGCUGGGCGGCAGCAGCGUGUCCAAGACCAACGACGACAUUCCCAACGCCUUCCGCAGGAUGAUCAGCAAAGAGUGU